Pygocentrus nattereri (red-bellied piranha) is the source of this 1325-nucleotide messenger RNA. Its product is annotated as sodium channel subunit beta-3-like. Gene Ontology annotation, molecular function: signaling receptor activity. Lineage: Eukaryota; Metazoa; Chordata; Actinopteri; Characiformes; Serrasalmidae. Bases 116 to 859 code for a protein of 247 amino acids. Gene Ontology annotation, biological process: adaptive immune response. Gene Ontology annotation, cellular component: membrane. The record is from RefSeq and is a predicted model, not a curated record. The transcript is spliced from 5 exons.
AGCGAUGCCAUGGGACCGGCUGAGGUAGAGUCUCACUGGUGCCCUGUACAGGCCGAGUGAAGUCUGCGCUGCCAGUGUUGAAGGUUUUGGGCUCGUUUAGACCCUUCCGGGCACAAUGAGAGCGCUCCACCUUCUGAUUUGGAUUUUACUGGAGCAAACAAUGGCAUCUAGGGAAAUUCUGUAUGUUCAAGGCAUACAAGAGGAAUCGGUGAACAUCUCCUGUGAGCCAAAUCAAGGAAAGCCGCCGCCAACUGCAUUCCGUCUGUACCGAAAAUCUGAUCAGAAUGAGGAAAAGGGUCUGUUGCUCAUAUCUGAGCACCAAGACAUUGAGUCGGAGUACAAGGGACGUGUCAAAAUCUCUAAACAACACAGUUUGAACGUAAUAAACAUCACUCUGUUGGACUUGAGGAGUAAAGAUACAGGCCUGUAUGUGUGUGAGUUCAUAACAGCAGCAGAUCAACAAAAGAUGCUCAUCCACACGGAAAUCGUCCUGCUUGUGAAAGUUAAAGAAGCAGACUGCUCGUGCAACAGCCACUCCUCACUGAUCUACGCCAUCUCUGUUGCCGUGGGUCUCCUCCUCUUCACCCUUUUAAGCCUGUCUGCUGCAUGUUAUAGAAAACUCAAAGCUCACGCUGAACCGCUGUUCCGGAACGCUGUUCCGAUUUACGAGGAAAUGAUUGCAAACAAGCCUUUAAACCCUCACCUGACUCAGACGGACCUACCUGCCAUCGAUCCAGUGUACGCUGCUCCUCAGAAAGCGGGGAGACCCGAGUGUCACUACGCAGUUCCUAGGAAGGCUUCACACCAGCAAGAGUUUAGUCCAGCAUUAGCUGUUCAGCUAGAUCUCAUUGCAACUUGAUCCCUUUCUGACUUGGCACGGUGGGGUUUGUGGUCAGGGAUUAGGCCUAGAUGGAGAACCUGUGCAGUCCAGGACCAGGCUUCAUCUUUGUUUUGGGAAACUGACCCUUAAUAUUCUCUCCUGCACAGAAAUAUCAGCAAUAUUCCUGUUCAGCGAAUGAUAAAACCUAAACAUUUACCACGCACCUUCCAAAAAUGUGCAUGUAGCUAAUGUAUGUGUAUUUUGUCUCCCUUGUAUCUCAUCAUCUUUUUGUCAUUUUCUGUUGUAUUUAUUUUUAUUGUUUGGACAUUAGAGCUGACUUUUCUUACACUGUGUUGAAAUAUCAGGAUGGAGCAAUAGAAAAAUUCUUUACAUUUACAGCAUUUGGCUGACGCUCUUAUCCAGAGCAACUUACAAUUUGAUCAUUUUAUACAGGAAGGCGAAGGUGGCGUUGGGAGUCUUGCCCAAGGACUCGUAUUGGUGUACU